Molecule: messenger RNA, 855 nt
Organism: Entamoeba dispar SAW760
Lineage: Eukaryota; Evosea; Mastigamoebida; Endamoebidae
Exons: 1
Coding region: 1-855 (284 amino acids)
Source: RefSeq, a predicted model, not a curated record
AUGACAAAAGUGUAUACAAAAGAAGAUAGAAAACGAUAUGGAUUGAAAAUACCAAAAGGAUUUAAUGCAAUUGGUGAUGAAUGUUUUGAAGGAUGUAGUGAUAUUGAUAAAAUUAAUAUCCCCACAUAUAUUACAUCAUUAGGAGAUAAAUGUUUUUAUGAAUGUUCAUCAUUAAAAUCUAUUAACAUACCAACUUCUGUUAUUAAAAUUGGAGAUGAAUGUUUUAGUGGAUGCGAAUCAUUAAAGUCAGUAAAUAUACCAUCAUCAGUUAGUGAAUUAGGGGUAUGUUGUUUUUUUGGAUGUGAAUCACUAAAAUCAAUUGAUAUUCCAUCUUCAGUUAUUAAAAUAGGAUGUGAAUGUUUUUUAUAUUGUACAUCAUUAAAAUCAAUUGAUAUACCAUCACCAAUUAUUAAAAUAGGGUAUCUGUGUUUUGAAGGUUGUGAAUCAUUAACAAGUAUAAAUAUUGGAAAUGUUCAAUUUAUUAGUGAGGGUAGAAUGUUUGUAGGAAAAGAAAAACUAGUAUCAAUUCCUAUUAAUAACUUAAAAAGAAUUAAUGGAAGACCAAUAAGAGAAAGAGAUAUUAAUGAAAUUGUUAUUCCAAAGUCAAUUAGAAAAAUAGGAGAUGGAUGUUUUAAGGGAUGUGAGUCAUUAAAAUCGAUCAAUAUUCCAUCAUCAGUUAGUAAAUUAGGAGACAAUUGUUUUAGUGAAUGUUCAUCAUUAAAAUCAAUUAAUAUACCAUCAUCAGUUAAAUGUAUAGGAGAUGAUUGUUUUAGUGGAUGUAAAUGUGAAGAAGAACUAAAGAAUGAUAAGAGAAUAGGAAAAAUCUACAUCCAAAAAGGUGAAGAAAGUGAUUAG